GGUAUAUAAACGGAUGCCCGGCGAGAUGAGGUGCAUCAUUUUCAGCUGAAGCAUCUUCGGGCAUCCUCCAGCAAAGAACAGCAUCGUCAUCAUGAUCUUCGUUCUUGUAUUGGCAGCAGCUGUUGCUCUGGUUAAUGGUCAAGCCGCAGUGCCUGUACGGGAUUAUCGCAUCAAUCCAUACUAUUACGAUGAAAGUCCCAAGCCGUACUCCUUCAGCUACAAUGCUCCCCUAGAUGACGGCGUAGGCCAGAGUUCUAGAAGUGAAACAGCUGAUGGUACAGGACGCGUUGAAGGAUCCUAUUCCCUCAAUAAUGAUGAAGGUCACUUCAGGGUUGUUGACUAUGUUGCCGACCGAGAUGGGUUCCGUGCUUCUAUCCGCACCAAUGAGCCAGGAACAGAUAACAAGAAUCCAGCUGAUGUCAUCAUUGAAUCUUCUGCUGUGCCCUAUAGUGGACCUUAUUAUCCACGAGGUGUACGACGUCCAGUUCUCAACGCCCCAGUUGAACCAGUUGCACCAGUUGUACCAGCACCUGAAGCUCCAGUUGUUCCACCACCAGUCAGAAGACCACCAGUGUACCGUAGACCGGUACCCUAUAGGCGUCCUUACUAAAUAGAUUAACGUAGACUGGAAACUAAUUGGCAAAGUCUUAAUAAACAUCCUGAUAUAACUUUCCCAGUGGUAUAGAUUGUUGCAUUUUUACGAAUUUCCUUACGAAAUGGAAAUUUGUUCCGGUUACUGGUGGGGGUUACUAUAAUGAGAGAACGACUGAACUCGUAAAUAAAGCUUUCUGACGCAUUUGAGAACAUUUGCAUUAUAUGUUAAAAUUUUGUCUUUCUAAUAAAAUAUUUGUUCAUCAAAAGAAUUUUUUUAAUCAAUGUUAAUAAUUUUUAGAAUUUCUUAUAAAAGACGAAGCUAGGAAGUGUUUUUUUUAAUUAAUGUCGCAUUCCUAGUUUUGCUUAUGCUAAUGUUGUUAAAAUAUAAUUUUAUGUUAACUAAGAAGUGGUAAAAAUGGUUGUAUUCCUCCUUAAAUUCUCCCUUUACUUUGAAUGCUUACACAUGUAUUGCUUGUUGUAAAUUAUUAGCUGAUGCUUCAGUAUUGUAUUUGUGAGUUUUGUAAUAAAGAUCAUGGAGAAUAUGAGUUAAA
Stegodyphus dumicola is the source of this 1145-nucleotide messenger RNA. RefSeq lists its product as uncharacterized. Gene Ontology annotation, cellular component: chitin-based extracellular matrix. The record is from RefSeq and is a predicted model, not a curated record. Lineage: Eukaryota; Metazoa; Arthropoda; Arachnida; Araneae; Eresidae. Gene Ontology annotation, molecular function: structural constituent of chitin-based larval cuticle.